Homalodisca vitripennis (glassy-winged sharpshooter) is the source of this 630-nucleotide messenger RNA. RefSeq lists its product as uncharacterized. The coding region runs from base 1 to 630 and encodes 209 amino acids. The record is from RefSeq and is a predicted model, not a curated record. NCBI's taxonomy places the organism in Eukaryota, Metazoa, Arthropoda, Insecta, Hemiptera, Cicadellidae. The transcript is spliced from 3 exons.
AUGAGAUCGUUCAAUAAAACCUCUUGUCUACAAUAUCUGGGAAUAUUCCUGCUGGUGCCUUUAUCCAAAUCUGCAACGAAUGGAAGGGAUGGCAUCGCGGUGAAUCCUUUCUUCUACAACCACACUGACCUGGACUUUGUACAGUGUAAUCAUUCUUUUUAUAAGAUUCAACCGUACAACGGAAGAGCGGAGAUAGAAAGCAGCCAAGAAAGUAGGAAUGAGAAAACAGAUACCUUGUCACCUGCAGCUGCAAAUGUACCUUCAAACGCUUUACCACUUCCAUCUCCCAGUAAAACGAACAACAAGAAACAUUCAGAUGAAGAUGACGAAGACAAUCUAGAAAGGCUUUGUAAUGAUGCUUUUCACAGCUUUCUUUGCAAGCCAAUAAAAGGACCUAGGAAAACACCAAAUGGAAGGCUGAGACAGAAUGCUGUGUUACCUCCAGAUAUAUUGGCUGGAUUUUCAUCCAAUCAAGAUAUAGCAAGAGUGAGGCUCAACAACAAAGAACCGCCUCAGAGUGCAUUCAAUAACAUAGGAUAUUCCUUUGCUAAACCUACAACAACAACAGUUCCAUCAUCUCCACAACCUAAUCCAGCAAAUCAAUUUCCUCAACGUUUUACCUUUCCCUAA